GAAAGGCACUUGAGGGACCUGUGGGGCUUUGGAGGAGGUGGGAGCCUCGAAUCCAAUCCCACCCAGCAGUUUUGCAUAAAUAAAUAAAUCAUCGGCAGAGAAAGGGAGAGCAGAGGAGGUUGCUUUGGGAAGCCGUGCAGCCAGCAUAUCUGAGACAGAGAGAGGAGAGGAGAGAAGAGAGAGAGAGAGUGUGUAUGUGUGUCAUAUUACAGAGAAGUCAGGAACAGCCACAGUACAACUCCCAAUCAUUUGAGAAUUACCUCUCUCUAAUGGGGACCUCCAUGCACAAACUGUUGCCUGCUCUGCUAAGGAACUGAAAACUUAUCAAACAAAGAGGGAGGGAGGAAAAACAGAGACAACAAACGAGGCUGAAAGACAAACAACAACAACAACAACAACAACAGCCCUGAUCAGAUUGUUUCCCCUCCCCUCCCAAAAAAACUCCAAAACUUUUCUGGAGUUUGAUUUUUCCCCUCGGAAGGGGAAAAUUCUUUUCCCUUCACCUCCUUUUGAUCCCUAUACAUUUUUGUUUGGUUUUGUUAGCUGUCCUUUUUUUUCUUUUCUUCCUUCAGUGGCAUUUGGGAUCCCCUUGGACGGUGCUCUUUUCAUGCGUUCUGGAUUGUACUUCUGAGAGGAAGAUUGCAGCUUUAUUUAUACUAUAUUUAUUUAUUUAUUGCCUCUCAGGCCAGGGAAGGAAUGGUGGUGGAGGAGAAGGGCUGGAAGGGGGCUGCUCCUGGUGCCUUGGAGAGCGGCUGCCUCACACAUCCCAGGACAGGAGAUGGGGAAAGAUGCUGUAAGAUACCUCUUCUGCUGAGCUCUGGGCUGCCUGGAGUAUCUUUACUUUCUUUGGUGCUGAGCCUCCUGCUGUACUUCAGGACGUCGGACCUGCAAUCCAGGGUUUCAGAUUUGGAGGCAGACAGAUCCACUCCGCUGCCUGCCUGCCUCUCCGCAGACCAAAUGGAGACAGCUAUUUUGGGAAGAGUUGACCAACUGCUUGCUGAGAGAUUACAGUUCAACAUGCCAAGACAUCGGGAAGCUAGAGACAUCCACCAGCGAUGCAACUGUCCUGCAGGCCCCCCUGGUCCUUCAGGAAGACCUGGGCUUCCGGGAGACAAAGGCGCCAUGGGGAUCCGUGGACUACCGGGACUAAAGGGGCAACCUGGAGAGAAGGGAGCCCCAGGAGAAGCCGGCAUAUCCAUCAUCGGUCCCCGUGGCCCACCAGGACAGCCUGGAACAAGAGGUUUUCCUGGGUUUCCGGGUCAGAUUGGUUUAGACGGCAAACCAGGGCAACCUGGACAGAAGGGAGAAGUGGGCCCAGCUGGUCCCAAAGGACAACCAGGAACUGCUGGACAAAAAGGAGAAAAGGGUCAAUGUGGAGAUUAUCCACACAGGGAAUACCUAAGCACCACACUUGCAGCCCUGCGUUCUAAUCAGAUCCUUACACUGAAGCUGUUGCCUCUUCUCAAUUCAGUGCGGCUGGCUCCACCCCCAGUCAUAAAGAGACGCACCUUCCAGGGUGAACAGGGACAGGCAGGAAUCCAAGGGCCUCCAGGGCCACCUGGGCCACCAGGCCUCCCAGGGACUCCAGGACAACCUGGACCAACUGGACCAGCUGGAAAAGCAGGAGAACCAGGGAAGCCUGGCAAGGAUGGAAAGGGCUUGCCAGGACCUCCUGGACCAAAGGGGGACCCUGGAAUUCAGGGGUACCAUGGAAGAAAGGGUGAGGUGGGUGAGGCUGGCUUACCUGGCACCCCUGGCCUUCCUGGUCCUUCUGGCCCAAAGGGUGAAAAGGGGGAGCCUAGCAUGAAGGGGGAGAGGGGCAUGCCAGGGCUACCAGGAAAACAAGGAGUUCAGGGGGAUCCUGGAAUUGCGGUGGCAGGCAUGAAGGGUGAGCCAGGGAUUCCAGGAGCAAAGGGAGACCGUGGAGUUGCAGGGAAGAUGGGCCCCCCAGGUUUGCCAGGGAAAAGGGGGCAGAGGGGCGAGAAAGGAAAACCUGGUGAUCCGGGACCUCCUGGAACCGUAGGACAAAAGGGAGAUAAGGGAGAUUCUGACAAUGCACUUGGAGGAGGUAAAGGGGAACCUGGACCCCCUGGUUUACCUGGACCUCCAGGACCAAAGGGUCCCAAGGGUGAACCAGGAAAGAAUGAAAUGGUAGAUUACAAUGGCAAUAUCAAUGAAGCUUUACAGGAGAUACGAACCUUGGCUCUUAUGGGACCUCCUGGACUACCUGGUGUCGCAGGUCCUCCAGGACUACCUGGACAGAAGGGUGAAAUUGGCCUGCCUGGUCCUCCCGGACAUGAUGGAGAAAAGGGUCUUGAUGGCUUAGCUGGAGAAAAAGGUGAUCAGGGGAUUCCAGGACCUCUAGGCCUAACAGGUCCAAUCGGACUUCCAGGAUUAACAGGAGAGAAAGGAGAACCUGGUGCAAAAGGAGACACUGGAGAUUCAGUACCAGGGCCCCCAGGGCCCCAAGGCCCACCAGGAACACCAGGUCUUCAAGGUGGUCGAGGACCUAAGGGGGAAGCAGGCAUUUCUGGAAUGAAAGGCGAAAAGGGUGCCCAGGGAGAAAAAGGAGACCGAGGUCCUCUGGGAUUGCCCGGUGCUUCAGGUUUAGACGGCAGGCCUGGCCCACCGGGUACUCCGGGACCAGUUGGAGUUCCAGGGCCAGCAGGACCAAAAGGAGAGAGGGGCAAUAAAGGAGACCCCGGAACAGCAGGACCAACAGGACCAGCAGGACUUCCUGGUUCACAAGGCUCGCCAGGUGAAAAAGGAAACCGGGGGGAAAGGGGCAAGAAAGGCUCUAGGGGGCCUAAAGGGGAUAAGGGAGACCAAGGAGCACCUGGAUUAGAUGCACCCUGCCCAUUGGGGGAAGAUGGCUUGCCAGUUCAAGGAUGCUGGAAUAAGUGAAGAUUCUAACCAUGGACUGGCCUGUGUGUGUAUGUGUGUUUGUGCAUAGAAUAUUUAUUUUUAUACAGUGUUCUUUUUGGAAGUGCCAAAAGAUAAUGCAUUUUUCAAAUUAUAAAGAGCUGCAUAUUUUUGUACAGAAAAUGCUACUUUUUCCCCUUUUUAUCUGAUUGUCAGUCAUUUGUAUCGUUAUAUGUAUAUUGAUACUAUGCUACUUGCAUUGUGGAAUACAGCUGCAAUAUUUGCAUGAUAUUUGUGCACUCAUACUAAGUGAUACAGCUAAAUAAGUUAUUGCAUUAAGGUGCCAGGAAGAAUCACUCUAUUUACAUAGGAAGACCAACAAAGCCAUUUGACAAUGAAUGCAAGAACAAUUUAAAAUACUAUGGACUUUCAUUAUUAAAAUGAAAUGAAAUUAACAUUUGUAAAAUAAAUCAUAUAUAUAUAUAUAAUGGUAUUUCAUGGGAAAACUUAAGCCAACAAAGUGAGAAACAGGGACCACCUGUGUUUAACCCUAUUGCCAGCAGAGGGCACCACUGAUGAAAUAACUAAAUUUGUAGGAGAGAAUUGGAUAACAAAACAUGCACAUACAUAAAGCACUGAUCUUCUAGAAUCAGUUAAAGCAAAGGUUAACAUUUCAAUGAGGAAGUCAUUGGUGGAAACAGCAGGCUUCCGAUACACAACUAAGUGCACAAUCUUGUACACCCUUACAAUAAGGAAGUUGGUCCCACUGAACUCAGUAGAAACUUCUAGCAUUCACAAUAACCCUUUUCAGUUCUUGGACAUCUUUUAAAAGCUGCUGCCUCUCUUCCCAUGCACUGCUGCUCUUCAAAUAUUUCAUUCUAAGGAGCAUUAAAUGUUAUUGCACUAAGAUGCAUUUAUUCAGCAUUUCCCUGUUUGCCCCUGCACCCUGCAAGAUCUCACAACCCAAACAAUGGCUGUUUUCUUCUGGUUUUAACACAUGUUGCUUCUUGUCCUCACUUCAGUGCCAAACUAAAGGUAAUGCAGGAGACUAAAAUAAUUAAUUGUGGCCACUAUCAAUUAAAACACAUGAACCCAAGAGGCCCAGACAGGCAAUCCAUGAUAAGGAUCUCAAGGUCACAUCUAUUUGAACCCUCAGUUCAGUUUCCCUUGACAUUAUUAACAUAUGAUAGAUUCUUAACUAAAUAUAUGCUGACCACUUCACACAGAGGAAAGAGCAGCUCUCUGGUCAAUCCACUGAAACCAGGACAAACCCACAGCAGGAUAUGCUUUGGCUUGGUAGGUCAUGUGGUGUGUGUGCCUCAGCUGAACAUUUCCAAUUAUUUUCUCAUUUCCCCAUGUGACUCGUCAUUCUUCUCAUAUCCUUCUAAAUCUCUUCUGGCUUCUCAGCAUUUUCUUGAACUUUAGUAUGGAGAACAUAGUACUACAAGGGAAGGCUUAGCCUUGUGUAGAUUACUGCUAUGUAUUUCUCUAGUCUUGGAAGCAGUACUAGUUAUGUAUACUAUAGACGCAGACCAGUAUUUUAAAAGAUGUCACUCAGUUCAUGCACCAUGCAAAUUCCCCAUCAUGACUACCACCAAUAUCCACACUAAUGACAGAUCCGCAACAUACAUUUAAAGCAUACCCAACACACAUUGAAAGAACAUUACUUUCUCCAAAGAAUCCUGGGAACUGUAGUUUAAAAAAGACAGAACUGUAGCACUGUGAAGGGGGAAACUACAGAUCCUGGGAUUUUUUGGGCGAGUUAUGUGCUUUAAAUUUGGAUGGUCUUUAAAUAUAUGGUGUAUAUCUGCCCCAACUCUGCAGCUGACAAUUCAAAAUGUGCACUGCAUCUCCAUGAUGCACCCCAAAUGAAUCGUUAUGAAACCCAACUCAGAUUUAGUUCACUAUCAGGGCACAACAGGAAACUAGACUGUUCCUGGUUUACAAUGUCACUAUUCUGAGUAGAGCAAAGGAUUGUGCAACAUACUAGCUGCAGUCCACUCACAUUAUUUCAGGGAGGUGUGAUAGAUUCCCAUCAUUUUCAUAAAAGGGAUGGCACAGGUGCAAAACCCAAAAUAGCCAAGUGAAAAAUACUUGCUGCUAAGGAUUAUAAACGUUUAUGUUUAAGUGGAGCCCAGUGGAACACAGAUAAAAUUAGAUUUGAGAUUUUGCAUAGUUUUAAGUACAUGAGAGCAGCACUUUUACUAAUAUCUGAAAGGACAUUUCUAUAUGAAAUAAUAUAUCUGUCACUUAAAGGGUCAAACUCCUUGGCUGAUAGCCAAAUAAUGAAACAAGUAAGAGAGUGGAGAUAUUUGUGGAAGGCCUACAGUGGUGACAGAAGAACAUCCUGCUUGAAGGUUUGCUGAAGCUAUUGAAUGAGUUGCCUCCAAGGAGCACGGAAGUAUUCUUGAGCCACGCGCACCAGAGUUUUGUUCCUGAACAGUGGACCUGGUGAGGCUACAGAAGAUGGACACCCCAGUGGUUUUUGCUCUCUCCUUCCAGAGGUCGGCACCAGUGCCAGAUGUGAGAGAAACUGGCUUCUGUUUCAUCAUUUUUCAUUCAAUUCAGUCUGUUAUGAUAAUAGGAGCCUUCAUCCAAAAAUCUUGACAUGUCAUGCAGCAGCUGAUGUGAAGAACAUUAGGACGUAAGACAACUUUCUGUGGUUGCUGCUUUUUUCAGAAGAGGGGCUAUUUUUCUCAUAUUUCUAAGCAAUAAACUUGAAUAUUGAUUCUGAAAAGCAGCUCAGUGAAGAUACAGCAACACUUUGCCAUCUUUCCUGGUUGCCCAGUGACAAACAUUCAUUUACUCACGUGAUGAUUCCAUCCUUAACCUUUUCAUGGCUUCUCUUCAAAAGCUACCAUUUAUUUUUCUGCAAGAAAGUUAUUAUCCUUUUGGUGUACUAGAAGUUAAUUUUAAAUUUGAUAAAUGUUUGAUUUCCUUUUUACAUAAUUUUAGUUCUACUCAUUUUCAUACAUUUUUCAUACUAGAAACAUAUUUGUCAUGAAGUAUUUGCUGCCAUGAUAAAACUCUGUUCAAUUUCUCUAGGUUCCCUUUUCAGUGGAACUACCCCAGUGCUAAAAACAUAAGGGUACCACUUUAACAGACUGUACAAGUUUAUGGGACAAAAGAUUGGGAGGGGGGAAUAUAGCUUUCCAAUGUGCUGACAAUUUUAAUGACAACUUCGCCCCUUUUGAAUUUUGAUAGUUUUGUAAUAUCAUCUGAGUUAUUUAAGAAGUUUCAAGUGGAUGCAAUGUAGUCCCAGUAACUUACUAUUUUGUCAACUAGGUUUAAAACUUCUACUGAUUCCUGUA
Messenger RNA from Podarcis muralis (Common wall lizard), 6173 nucleotides. The record is from RefSeq and is a predicted model, not a curated record. NCBI's taxonomy places the organism in Eukaryota, Metazoa, Chordata, Lepidosauria, Squamata, Lacertidae.